Messenger RNA from Cinclus cinclus, 1260 nucleotides. RefSeq names its product serine protease inhibitor 2.1-like. Gene Ontology annotation, molecular function: serine-type endopeptidase inhibitor activity. The transcript is spliced from 4 exons. Lineage: Eukaryota; Metazoa; Chordata; Aves; Passeriformes; Cinclidae. Bases 1 to 1260 code for a protein of 419 amino acids. The record is from RefSeq and is a predicted model, not a curated record. Gene Ontology annotation, biological process: negative regulation of endopeptidase activity.
AUGAAGUGUCUCCUGUGCCUAUGUUUGCUCCUUGCUGUUUUUUGUGCUGUAACUCAUUGCUGUCCUGAAGACAUUUGCCAUGAAGUCAACAAUACUAACCUGCAGGAUGGAAGAGAAAAUUUAUUAACAUAUAGUUGUGACAAGAAAGGAUCUAACUAUGCAGAUUUUGUAUUUAGAUUUUACAAGCAGGCUUCAUCAAAAGAAGCUGAUAAAAAUGUUUUCUUUUCUCCCAUGAGCAUCUCCACUGCCUUUGCUAUGUUGGCUGUUGGUGCUAAAUCAACCACUCUGUCUCAGAUUUUUGAAGGACUGGGCUUUGGCAACCUGAAUGAGACUCGCAUACAUGAUGUACAUGAAAGUUUUCACAAAAUUUUGUCAGUACUGAACUGUGCAGAUGUUAAUAUCACAUUAAAUAUAGGGAAUGCCCUUUUUACUGCUACGGGGUAUGAACCACAGGAGUCAUUUUUAAAAAAUACCAAAGAAUAUUAUGAUGCAGAUUUUUUCUCCAGUGAAUUUCAUAAACCAGAAGAAGCUACAAAGCAAAUCAAUAAAUAUGUAGAGGAGAAAACCAAGGGGAAGAUUCCUGAAUUAAUUGGACAUCUUGAUCCGACUACCGUACUGGUUCUUGUAAACUAUAUUUACUUUAAAGCUGCCUGGGAAAAGUCUUUUGAUCCUUUGCAUACAUAUGAGGAUGAUUUUUUUGUGAACACAAAUGCAUCUGUUAGAGUCAACAUGAUGCAGCGUGAUGGUAUCUCAAACAUUUACUAUGACCAGGAUCUCUCCUGUCUGGUGGUAGAGCUGCCUUACCAGGGCACUGCACGAGCAUUGCUUAUUCUGCCUGAUGAUGGGAAGAUGAAGCAAGUGGAAGAUGCUCUCUCCAAGGAAACUGUUUGUAAAUGGGAUAGCAGACUUGUGACCAGGAGAUUAAAUCUGCAGUUACCAAAGUUUUCUGUUAGUGGGUCUUAUGAUGUUAAAACCCUGCUUGAGCAAAUGGGCAUUACUGAAGUGUUCUCAGGUAAUGCUGAUCUGUCUGGAAUUAGUGGCAAUCACCAUCUCCAGGUUUCACAAGCAAUUCACAAGGCCUUGCUGGAAGUUGAUGAGGCUGGAACUGAAGCUGCAGGAUCCACUGCCAUAAUUUUCAACAGAGUUUCCUAUGCUCCUCGUACCAUCAAAUUCAACAGGCCCUUCCUUAUUUUGAUAUCUGACAAGCAAACUGGCACCACACUUUUCAUGGGGAAAAUUGUUGAUCCUACUCAGGAGUAA